AUGGCUUCCAGUAGCUUACUGCCCUCAGAAAUAGCAGACAUGAGAGCCCAGCCUGGUCAAAAUUCAUUCAACAAUUUUCUUCCGCGGUACGAAUAUAGCCCGCUAGACCCUUCUACCCAAUCCAUACGCCUGCUGCGACUUUUCCCGUCUAAAGGCGAUGAUUAUCUGAUGGAGUGUGACAUUUUUCAUACUACACUGGACCAAGCACCUCCUUACAUUGCCCUAUCUUAUACCUGGGGUGAUCACUCAGGCUUGAAACAAAUACUUGUGCGAGAUAAGGUGGCACCUGUGAAAUCAAAUUUGUGGCAUGCUUUGCAACGGAUACGCCCACGAAGCGGAGAGCCCUUGAUAUUAUGGGUAGAUGCGAUAUGCAUCAAUCAGACAGAUGUUGCCGAAAGAAGCGUCCAGACGUCGAGGAUGCGGACCAUUUAUCAGAAUGCUGAGAGUGUGGCUGUCUGGGUUGGCCUAGGUGGCUCUGACACCAAGCUAGCGUUGCAUUUUGCAAGACGGCUGGAUUUGUGUAAUAAAGAGGAAGCCAGCCGGCUGAUUAGAGACCCGGACAAAAAGUCGGCGUUAGUAGCGCUUGUUACCUUGUUUCGACGACAGUACUGGUGGCGUAUAUGGGUCAUUCAGGAAGUCUCUGUUGCUAAGAAAGCUGUGGUCUACUGUGGGAUUGAAGCUAUCACUUGGUCUCAGCUUGACCGAAUUUGUGAUAUCUUCAAAGAAGAAGAAGAGUUCCUCCUCGAUCUGUUCUACAAGCGGCCGAGUUUUGUUCGCACUCUAAUCUAUGGAGGUCCUCGAGGUCUUCAAUUAUCACGUUACUCUCCACAUCUCCAAGCUCCUCCUUUGUUGGAGCUACUACUUACCCAUAAGAGUAAAAAGUCAACUGAUCCGAAAGACAAGGUCAUUGCAUUAGUUGGGAUCUCUCAAUCUCGCGAAUCGUUUGGACCUAUCGACUAUUCGCAAUCCGUGCAGCAAAUUUACACCCAUACAGCCCGACAUAUUAUUACCUCUUCACAAAAGCUUGAUGUCAUAUGUGUAAAGCAGAAUGAUUAUGUACGAGAAAGCUUGCCAACUUGGGUGCCUGAUUGGGCCCGGCCUUUGAGCACCCUGGGUGGAAUAAGACUACCACUCGGGUUGCAUCAUCGAGAGCCAAAGUUUACUGCAGCUGGUGAUAGCAUUGCAGAAUACGAAUUCCUGAAAGAUGGAUAUAUUUUACAAGCAGUAGGCUUCAAGGUGGACAUCAUAUCAACUGUAGGAAUGAUAUAUAAACACAAAGGCGCAGCUACAAGUGUUGAACCGGCUCUUCACGUCUUCCACGAUUGGUGGAACUUAUUUGCGGCAUCUUUAUCUCAUCCGCAAUCUGUGAGUGCUCAGGCUACGUUUGCGAGGUCUAUAUCUUGUGGUCAUUGGGCAUUUGAAGAGGAAGAUGGAACUUACGAAGAGAAAUUACGAAGCAUAUUCAAUCUUUCAGAGGCUUUGCUUGCGGGAGAUGACGUUCUAAGGAUAGACACACCGCCACAUACUUCACUUGCUAGCUCUGUUGUUUCGCUAGUUGAUGAGAGCGAUGAUGACCAGAUUGAUGUUGGUGACAAGGAGCAAAUCGCAGUUGCUAUCCAAGCAAGUACAUUUAUGAAUAGGAGACGAUUCUUUGUGUCGAGCGAUGGUGUCGUUGGAUUGGCGCCUUGGGACGCUACGGAGGGUGACAUGAUAGUGGUGCUUCUGGGUUGCCGGCAACCUGUUAUCCUGAGAGAAAUUAAUGGAUACUACAAACUGAUCGGCGAAGCCUAUGUUGAUGGAUAUAUGGAUGGCAAGGCGCUACAAGCAGCAGAUGAUGGCAGACUGUUGAAGGAAAUUUUCGAAAUCCAUUGA
Messenger RNA from Glarea lozoyensis ATCC 20868, 1872 nucleotides. RefSeq lists its product as uncharacterized. The transcript has 2 exons. The record is from RefSeq and is a predicted model, not a curated record. The coding region runs from base 1 to 1872 and encodes 623 amino acids. Lineage: Eukaryota; Fungi; Ascomycota; Leotiomycetes; Helotiales; Helotiaceae.